CAAAGAAAAGAGUAAGAACAGGCAUUUUAACACACAGCUCUCCUUAUUUAGAGCUUUUAAUCUAGAACUAUGAAAAUAAUCAAGUUUCAAUUUUGUUUCCUGCUAUAAUCAAUCACAAAAAACAAUGUAAUUGUCAAAAAAUGAGUCUUAAAAUGAUUCUGCUUUCUUUAUGAAUUUCACGAAGCACAAACGCAGAUUUUCCAACCGUUACAGUGAUGUUCACAGUGAAACAACAAUGACAGAGAGAUGGUAUUGGUUGCUGCAGCUUCCUGGCUAUGUGAUGUGACCCAAUCAGCUAAGGCUCUGGUCUCCCACCCACACACACACACUCACCUGUGUGGGAGUGCAGAACACACUGCAGGGCUAAAACACUAGUCCUUCAAAAGGAGCGUUGAAAGUUGAUGGUAUUUUUUUUUUUUUUGGCUUUUUUGUUUACAAAGUCAAAUCAUUUUUAAAUAACAGAUUUAUUUUGUACUAAACUUUAAAACUACUGAAUGUUCUGUUGUACCGAAAAAUAUAUUUUUAUAGAAAUGACACACAAAACAUUUUAGUAAAUUGAAAAAAAAAAAAGACAAAAAUAAUAAAUUGUAUUUUCUUUGCAUCUAAUGUUUUAUAUGAACAGGAAAUCCAACCUCCGUUUUAGGUUUUCUCUGCACCAGUAAAACAUUAAGCUACAUAAAAAAAACUUAGUUCAUUUCCCAUGGUGAAUGAAGCUGAUCCUGAUUACAUGUUUUGUAAGCCAUGAUGAAUUGUUGCACAUCCACUAAAAGUUGUUUCUAUUCGCCUGAAGGAAGCAUCCUGGGGGAAUUCACUAAGCAGCCCCAUUGUUGCAGCUUCUUACCCAUUUCUCCACUGAAUGCUCAAAGCAGAUUGCACAAACUGCAUUCAGGAGAAAACCUGCUCAUCAAAUCUAGCAAUUUGUUCCUACUUUUCUGUCAAGUCAGGGUUGUCCUCUCUUCAGCCACAAACACAGAGAUAGUGUGUGAUGGUAAGCCACACAGGGUAAGAGCCACACCCUACUAUAAUCUGGUUUUCCUUUAAUUUACUUUGUAGUCAUUACUUUAAUUAUUCCUUAAUUUUAUAGUUUCUUUGUUUAUUCCUCUAUCACCUUACAAUGUUUAUAUGAAGUGCACACAUAUUAACACUGCAAGGUCAAUUCAGUUCUAUGUUGUAUUAAUACUCUUUUCUUUGUUUGAGUUUACCUGGCUGUUUGGUGUUUGGCUUCCCCUUCCUGAUGGGCAAAAGGUGUGGCUAAGGGCUGAGAUUCCUGAAGUACUGCUGAUGGCCUCAUUGGACUGAACCAAACGCUUCAUGCCAAGUGGGGGGAACCUUAAGGUGUGGUUUGGAUUUAUUUCCUGUUAUUAUGUGGCAGCCAUUUUGUCUUCCCCUAUUGUGUGUGUGGUUUAGCUAAACCAGUAUUUAAGGGCCUUUAUGUGUUAGUUCAGGAGGUCGGUUUUGGUUUGUAUCUGUCUGAGUCUUGUCAGUGAUGAUUUUGAGUCUAGUAUCUUGAGUUGACCUCUUUUAUUGGCAUGCCUGUAUAAUUGCCCAUUUUGUUAACCAUUUUUUCAUGUUUUUUGGGUGAAUAAAACCCACUUUUUUUUAAUUCAACACCUGUGUCCUCUACUCUGUACUGCUUGGUUCCUGACAAUUGGUGUCAAGAGAGGGAUCAACGCAGUACUGGACACAAGUGUUUUUUUUUUUUUCUUUCUUUCUUUCCCCCCUUUGGCAAUUUCCACCCCCCAUCAAAGGAGGAUGCAUCGUGGUGGCAAAAGCGACAAGAAAAAAGGAUCUGUUCAGCCCCUCGGUGCAGAAGAAGAGGAAAAUGGAGCCUUUGGGGUUACUGAGACUAUGGAGGGAUCUGGUGGCUAUGCUACAUGCUCAUAUGGGGCAACAGGACGUCCGAGAUGCAAAACAGAGUGAGGUAAAUGUGCGUCAAGAACAGCGAUUAAAAGUUCUUCAACAUCAGUUUAACCUUUUGCAGUCUGAAAUACAACCAUCAAUAUCAGAUUCUCCAGCAACUAUUUCUGAUCCAUUAGACUCUGACAAUCAGCCUUCUACCUCUGCUCAGCAGGCCCAGGCUGAGGUAAUGUCAGGUGGUUCUAAUCCAACCAUUUUAUCGGCUAUUCAGUUCCCUCCACAAGUAGAUUGUAGAUUAGAAAAGUUAACUGAAGACGAUGAUGUUGAACAUUUUUUGGUCACAUUUGAACGUAUGGCUAGUGCUUAUCGGUGGCAAAAAUCUGAUUGGGUUUUUCACCUAAUACCAUUGCUUACUGAGGUGCCUACAUACAUAUGGACGUUGAUGAUGCAUUAGAUUAUGAUAAAGUCAAAUCUGCCAUCCUUUCGAAGUAUGACAUUAACCCUGAGUCUUACAGACAAAAAUUCAGGUCCCUGGAGGUCAAACCAGAUGAAAACCCUCGUGAGUUAUAUGCAAGGCUGAAGGAACUUUAUGGAAAAUGGAUGCAGCCAAGGGGUAAAACCAUUCAUGACAUUGGUGAAACUAUAAUUUUGGAACAGUUUCUGAGAAUGUUGUCCCCUGAGCUGCAGGUUUGGAUCAGGGAGCACAAACCUGGUUCAGCAAUGAAAGCAGCUGAGCUAGCGGAUGUCUUUGCCACUGCCAGAAAGAAGAGACAAGCCUGGAGCCAUAAUGCAUGGAAAACAUCCCGGGUUGUCCGGAGGAUUCCUCAGCAGUACCAUCUGGAGUCAGCAAGUGCUAGUAAGACUCAUCAGCUGCAAGGUCAGUCUACCACUAGGCCUUCAAAGGCCACCAGUAAAAAGAUUAUCUGCUAUCUCUGUGGAUUAGAAGGCCAUACAAAACCUAUGUGCCCUAGAAAUUAUGCUAAAAUGGUCCAGAUGUGCAUUGCCCCUCAGUCUAAGAUUGACCCUGAGUUGCAGGAUGACAAGACUAUCAAAAUGAAUCAGAUCAAAGUGAAUGGGGUUACCCUUAACGCGCUUCUUGAUUCUGGAAGUUCUCGGUCGCUUGUUCAUUCAGAUUUUAUCCCACCUAAUAGUGUUCGCACAGACGACAAAAUUUCAAUCUGCUGUGUCCACGGAGAUAAGAAAAGAUAUCCAACAGCUGACAUUUACAUUAAAGUCAGGGACCAGAUGUAUCUCGUGCAUGUGGGUGUUGUUAGCGUUUUGCCCUAUGCUGCUGUGCUCGGGUGUGAUCUUCCUGUGCUUUUUGAUUUGUUAGAAUCUGAUCAUAUUCAGGAAAGUCAUUUGGCUGUUACCAGAGCCCAGGCCAAGGCCCUGCCCUUUUUUCAACGAGGAACUGGAAACUACUGAAGUGAAGCCACGAAAGACCCGCAGACAAAAAAGGCAGGAGAAGUUCCAGUUUUCAUCUGUGGGAGUACCAAUGGAUACUGAGCCAGCAAUGCCACCACGUGGCUUUGAUAUUCCAAAGGAUAUUGCUGAACUUCAACAACCUGAACAGUCUUUGACACCUUUUUUACAGAAGGCAAAGUUAAAGGAACCCGGAGUGGAGCCAGACCAUAAUGGUGAGGAGUACAUUUUGCAAAAUGACAUCCUUUAUCAUCAGCAGGGAUCUAUGUUGCAGCUAGUGGUUCCCCAACCAGUGAGAAAAGCCAUUCUCACCUUGGGGCAUUCAAUCCCCUGGGCUGGCCACCUAGGUAAGCACAAAACCCUAGCUUGCAUUAAACGCCAAUUUUGCUGGCCUGGCCUGGGAAAAGAUGUGGCUCAGUUUUGCAGAAGUUGCCCAGAGUGUCAGAUAACCUCUGCUAAAAUUCCCCCCAGAGCUCCACUCCAACCUCUCCCUGUCAUCGGUACUCCUUUCGAGCUUCUUGGAAUGGACAUUGUAGGAGCUGUGAAGAGGAGUAAAACAGGGAAUUGCUACAUGCUUGUUGUGACAGAUUAUGCAACAAAAUAUCCUGAGGUGUUCCCUUUAAAAUCUAUAAAGGCUAGACCUAUUGCAUCUUGCUUGGUGCAGUUAUUUGCAAGGGUUGGGUUUCCACGAGAAAUACUAACUGAUCAGGGAACAAAUUUUAUGUCUACUUUAUUGAAGCAAGUCUAUCAGUUGCUGGGCAUCCGGAGCCUGAGAACAUCCCCUUACCACCCUCAAACCGAUGGGCUAACAGAACGCUUUAACCAAACUUUGAAACAGAUGCUCAGAAAAUUUAUCAAUGACAGUGGCACAGAUUAGGAUCAGUGGCUACCGUAUCUCCUUUUUGCUUAUAGGGAGGUACCCCAAGCAUCCACUGGUUUCUCUCCCU
Messenger RNA from Girardinichthys multiradiatus, 4226 nucleotides. RefSeq lists its product as uncharacterized. Gene Ontology annotation, molecular function: zinc ion binding; nucleic acid binding; aspartic-type endopeptidase activity. The transcript has a single exon. The record is from RefSeq and is a predicted model, not a curated record. Lineage: Eukaryota; Metazoa; Chordata; Actinopteri; Cyprinodontiformes; Goodeidae. Bases 2290 to 3282 code for a protein of 330 amino acids. Gene Ontology annotation, biological process: proteolysis.